This is a messenger RNA of Phytophthora nicotianae INRA-310, 330 nucleotides long. RefSeq lists its product as hypothetical. Bases 1 to 330 code for a protein of 109 amino acids. Lineage: Eukaryota; Oomycota; Peronosporomycetes; Peronosporales; Peronosporaceae. The transcript has a single exon. The record is from RefSeq and is a predicted model, not a curated record.
AUGAGUGAAACAACAGCGGCAUCGACGACGACUCAUGCCCCAACGAUCGAUAUCGGGCCCACGUCAACCAGCACGUCGGCAUCGACAGAACCAGCACCAGCCCUAGUGGAUGACGAGGAGUAUAGCGACGAUGGAUUCGAUUCACAAAACCUUCGGUACAAUUGCAACCAGCUCCACGCGAAAAUCCGCGAAUUUCUGGGUACUAAGGAGAUGACGCUGAAGGAGUUCCCCAAGGAAUGCCAAGUCAACCCAGGCCCAUACUACCGAUUCAUGGACCUUAAUGGCCGGGGCAGAGGAGAUGGCAAUACCAGCUUUAUUGUUUUCUAUUGA